AUGAACGGCACGACGACCGCUGGCUUCCUCUCCUUCAACAGGAAGCCGCCGCAGCUCCACGUCUGUGGUGAGGACGACGAGUUCGACCCGGCAACUCUGCGCUUCUUCCGCGACGAGGGUUUCGACGUGACCUACCACUCAGUGUCCCCUGCCUUCGCCUCUGAGAUCGCCGCCGUCCCCGACUCGCUUCAGCUGGGCGAAUACUACGCCAUCGUUGCCUUUGGUACCGCUGCCACCGUCUGCCUUCAGCUGGCCCAGAAACCCAUGCCGCGCCUGUGCGCCAUGGUCGUCUACUACCCGGACGUCCUGCCGUCGCCCAACUUCAAAUACCCCACCCAGCUGCCUCUCAUCCUGCACCUCUCCGGCGCCCAAUCACUUAGCGGCACCACCAUGAAGACCUAUUGGUAUCGUGGCACCGAGGCUGGGUUUGCCGAGAUGGACCUGGCCGAGUACGAGCCCAUCGCGGCUGGGCUGGCGUGGAGCAGGACGCUAGGAGCCGUGCGGAAAGGGUUUAAGAUCAACGUAGAUUUGGAGAGCGUGUGGGAAGAGCACAUUCAGUACAAGUUCCAGGAAAAGGACGCGGCGAAGACCAUGAGCACUAUGGUCCCGCAGCCUUAUGUCAACCACGUCCCGACCGCCACCGGCGGCAUUGGCCGCGGCGACUUGAUGCGCUUCUACCGCGACUUCUUCCUCCCCAACAUCCCGUCUUCGAUGAACAUUCGCCUCAUCUCACGCACCGCCGGCGUCGACCGCGUCGUCGACGAGAUGGUCGUCUCCUUCCGGCACACGCAAGAGAUGCCGUGGAUCCUACCCGACGUUCCGCCCACCAAUAAGGCCGUACAGGUCGCCAUGGUCAGCGUCGUGUGUAUCCGCGGCGGGAAGCUUGUGCACGAAAAGGUAUACUGGGACCAGGCGAGCGUCCUGGUCCAGAUCGGCUUGUUGGACCCGAACGUCGUUCCCAAGCACAUGAAACAGAAGGGAUUGGAGCAACUGCCAAUCAUCGACGACAAUGCCAAGAAGGUGUUGGACGAGGAGGACAUACCCAGCAACGAACUGCUUGACAAGUGGUGA
This is a messenger RNA of Lasiodiplodia theobromae, 1071 nucleotides long. Its product is annotated as Dienelactone hydrolase. Gene Ontology annotation, biological process: polyketide metabolic process. The coding region runs from base 1 to 1071 and encodes 356 amino acids. NCBI's taxonomy places the organism in Eukaryota, Fungi, Ascomycota, Dothideomycetes, Botryosphaeriales, Botryosphaeriaceae. The record is from RefSeq and is a predicted model, not a curated record. The transcript is spliced from 2 exons.